UGGGCACACAGGCACAUGUUUACACACGGAUACGUACUUGGGCAGACACAUGGACACACGGACACAUACUUACACACAAAUGCAUGUUUUGCACAAGGACGCAAGGACACUUGCGUACAUAGGACACGAUUUGCACAAACAAGCAUAUACACUCCUCAGCAACCCAGCAAAGCGCGGCGAAAACGGAGUAGGGAAACGUGGACCGCGUCGAGCACUGGCCGGUGUACCAGGAACCGCGCCAGGACGGCGACAGGAACUACAAGUCCCGGCACUCGGCCACCUCCGGCCGACGCGCGGCGGGCGCAGUUGGCCCCGCCCAGCGACCCUGGUCCUAGCGCCGAGAGUCACCCGGCGCGGGGCUGGGGCACCCGGCAGCCAAGCUGCAUGGAGCCCCAGGCUGCUGAAGGCUGCUACCUGGGCGACGUGGGUUUCUGGGUGGAGCGGACUCCAGUGCAUGAGGCAGCCCAGCGGGGUGAGAGCCUGCAGCUGCAGCAGCUGAUCGAGAGCGGCGCCUGUGUCAACCAGGUCACAGUGGACUCCAUCACACCCCUGCACGCGGCCAGUCUGCAGGGCCAGGCGAAGUGUGUACAGCUGCUGCUGGCAGCCGGGGCCCAGGUGGAUGCCCGCAACAUCGAUGGCAGCACCCCUCUCUGUGAUGCCUGCGCCUCGGGCAGCAUUGAGUGUGUAAAGCUCCUGCUGUCCUAUGGAGCGAAGGUUAACCCCCCCCUGUACACCGCAUCCCCCCUACAUGAGGCCUGCAUGAGUGGGAGCUCCGAAUGCGUGAGGCUUCUCAUUGAUGUUGGGGCCAAUCUGGAAGCACAUGAUUGCCACUUUGGGACCCCUCUGCAUGUCGCCUGUGCACGGGAGCAUCUGGAUUGUGUCAAAGUGCUGCUCAAAGCAGGGGCCAAUGUGAAUGCAGCAAAACUUCAUGAGACAGCCCUGCAUCAUGCAGCCAAGGUGAAGAACGUUGACCUCAUCGAGAUGCUCAUUGAGUUUGGAGGCAACAUCUAUGCCCGGGACAACCGGGGCAAGAAGCCGUCCGACUACACGUGGAGCAGCAGUGCCCCUGCCAAGUGCUUCGAGUACUAUGAAAAGACACCUCUGACCCUGUCACAACUCUGCAGGGUAAGCUUGAGGAAAGCCACCGGUGUCCGAGGGCUGGAGAAGAUAGCCAAGUUAAACAUCCCUCCCCGGCUCAUCGAUUACCUGUCCUACAACUGAACUGCAGGAGCUGGGCCUCUGGACAGAGUGCUGUCUGAGUGAAUAGCAUAAUUGUACAGAUAGAACAGUGCACCUUUGAGUUUCUUUUGGCCAUCCUGUUUGGUCUACUGAGCCCCAGUGAAUGUUUCUAAGGCACUGGGAAGGCCUGUGUCUCAGGCCCAGUUAUUGGUUUGACCCUGUGCUGGUUAUCUGGAACUGAGAACUGAUUGACUGCGUUACGGUCCUUUGUCAAAAGCACUCUCAGGAUAGAGAGCUCAAAGAGCAUGACGCCAGGCAAGCUGGAGACUCAGAGCCUGCUGGUGGAUUUUCAGGAGCCUGGGCAGCAUGGCACAGACAUAGCAGGUCCCAGGUGCUGGCCGCUGCCUCUGAGUCAGCACGAGGUGGCCCUCCGUCUUCAAAGGGAAGAGCUGUGCUCUAGCGUCUGGGCCCACAGAAGGUUGGAUCCUGACCACAUGCCCUGGGAUGGCCUCUCUACUCACAUCCUGCCACUUGGACAUGUUUUCUGUAGCAGUGGUUGCACUUGCCAGGGCUCACCUGUGCCUAGGUGUAUCCAUCACUCAGGGGCUUCAUACGGGUCUUAGUGGGGAAGUCUUAGGCUUUGAAUUCCCCACAAGUAGCACAGUGUUUCUUAGGAAGUUUGUCUUUAGUUUGAGGUCUCCACUCUUUAAAACGUUUAUGUAGGGGAACAAACAUUUAGAGGAGGUAGGUAACUCUGAGGUUUUUGUUAAGUCAUUCAAACAAAAGGUAACAUGAAGUGGGUUAGUACAUACUGUCAUGGGCAGUCAUUUCCGAUAUUAAGGGCCAUUGGGAGACUCUAAGGAUUAUUUUUUAUCUGUUUCUAGAGUGCCAAAUGAAAUAUUCUACCACCCUGAGAGUUUUGCUAUUUCAUUGAAGUUAUAAAAUUAGUAGAGGAGGUUGCCGGCACCUAGUGGCUACUGUCACCUGUUUGUUCAUUCAGGUUGCAGGUACUCAAGAUGCAUCUGUCAUACGAAAGGCCUUGUUCCAGUGCUUUCAACUGGGUAGGAAAGAGACGUGUCAGCCAGGGCAAGAAAGGAAAAUAUUUCUCAAUCCCUUCCUAUAGCAUUAUAAACAAGUAUUUAUACAUCAUAAGCCACGAUGUAAAAUAUUAAGCAGCAUAUUCAGGUUGCAUUUGCCUGCCUGAGAUUCUGUAUCCUAAUAGCAAUACCAUCCACAUAAAAAGGAGUUAAACUGGAAGAUUUGUGCAUAUCUGUUAGGUAGAAUUGGGCCUUGCCUGAAGCCAGUGUGUUCAGAAUGGGAGUAUGGGGGUCUCUGGGCACUCUCAGGACUGCUCAAGCAGCCCCCCAACCCCUGAGAUUGUGUGGAACAGCAUGAGGCUGAGCUGGCCUGGGUGGUGGCUUCUUUCUGCACAGAUACUCUGGUGGGAACCGAUGCGGUGACAAUUUUGUGCUGGUCACUGUGGCUGUUUUCCAUCUCCACUGUUUUAGCCAUUGUUAUGAUGGGGCUUCAUCUUAUACUGAAGAGAAGAGCCACUUAGGAGAAUUUACAGUCUUAGAUUCAAGUUCUGGGAAAAUUAAUGUUUCUGCAUGUAAUAAUAAUGAUUAAAAAAAAAAAAGCAGUGGUUCUGCCCCUUUGAUCUCUGUAACAGCAACUUGCCUCUAGCAAUGAAAUCUGAUAACCUCCUAUACAGUACAGCUUGAAGUACAGAAUCAGGUCCCCACACUCUUACUGCUCAAUAAAAGUGGUUGAUUAAAGUUCA
This is a messenger RNA of Tupaia belangeri chinensis (Chinese tree shrew), 2959 nucleotides long. RefSeq names its product ankyrin repeat and SOCS box containing 13 (gene ASB13). Gene Ontology annotation, biological process: protein ubiquitination; intracellular signal transduction; positive regulation of protein catabolic process. The record is from RefSeq and is a predicted model, not a curated record. NCBI's taxonomy places the organism in Eukaryota, Metazoa, Chordata, Mammalia, Scandentia, Tupaiidae. Bases 16 to 1221 code for a protein of 401 amino acids. Gene Ontology annotation, molecular function: protein binding. The transcript has 6 exons.